AUGACGCAUCCUACUGUACCUGUCCAACUGCUCGUCUUUGCCAAGCGAAAGGAGGAUCUCACAAAGCAAGAGUUUGACGACUACUGGCGAGGUCCUCAUGCGAAGAAAUUCCUCGAGUUUGAGAUUGUGAAGAAGCAUUGUAUCAGAUACGAACAAUACCAUGACGACCCCACCGCACGAGCCGAUGGCGAGAGCGCACUUGGACUUUCACAUUCUGGAUGGGACGGAGUAGCCUCAUUGACAUUUGACUCCGCCGAAGGAGCCAAGGCUGUUUUCAGUGAUCCUGAAUUUCUUGAUUGGGCAACGAACGACGAGCCGCGCUUCUGUGCUGGUCCAAAUAUCGCGCAGCGAAUGAUGCUUGUUGGUCGCCCUGAGGUUAUUUAUAGUGCUUAG
Penicillium manginii is the source of this 393-nucleotide messenger RNA. RefSeq names its product EthD domain-containing protein. The transcript has 2 exons. Gene Ontology annotation, molecular function: oxidoreductase activity. NCBI's taxonomy places the organism in Eukaryota, Fungi, Ascomycota, Eurotiomycetes, Eurotiales, Aspergillaceae. The record is from RefSeq and is a predicted model, not a curated record. The coding region runs from base 1 to 393 and encodes 130 amino acids.